Molecule: messenger RNA, 6251 nt
Organism: Nymphaea colorata (pocket water lily)
Lineage: Eukaryota; Viridiplantae; Streptophyta; Magnoliopsida; Nymphaeales; Nymphaeaceae
Product: disease resistance protein RGA2-like
Exons: 2
Coding region: 484-4380 (1298 amino acids)
Biological process (GO): defense response to other organism
Molecular function (GO): ADP binding
Source: RefSeq, a predicted model, not a curated record
UGAAAAAUAUUGCAUGAAACCCUCUCUCUCUCUCCCUCUCUGUCUGUCUUUCUCUUCUUCUCCGCGCGUCCUUGGAGGAGCGCCGCCACAACCACUGUGCUGCCGCUGCUGCCCUUUCCCUCUGUCCAAGUCCUGGCAGUGCACCAGCAGUCCACCGCUUCGCCCUUCUGGUCUGCCCAUCGCAACUCCGCAUCAGCCACAAAGCUCUCUGGUUUGUGAGGAGAUCACAUGGCCUCCACAACAACUUGAUUCCGAAACAACUUAACUGAUCGUGGAAAUUGGAACAGCACAAAGCGAGACAAGGCAUGGCUUUCCCUGGUUUUGGUUUUCCUUUUUUUCAUCCUUGAAGACAAGAUUGCUUUUCAUCCUUGAAGACAAGAGAUGGCUGCUCAACCAGAUAAGGUUGAGUUCGCCAUUAUGAUUGUGCCGCUUAUGCAGUAAAAGAAAGGAGAACAAAAACUGUGCGUAGAAGAAGACCCAACCAUGGCCGAUGCAGUAGUUGGUCUAGUGCUGGACAAGUUGACAGCCCUUAUAUCCGAUCAGGUUGGAGUCUUUUACAGUGCCAAGAAAGAGCUGGAGAACUUAAAAAGCGAGAUGAUAGCAAUCAGAUCAACAAUGAAAGUUGCAGAUGGUCUGCCAUAUUUCAUGGUUGAAGGACUGAAGGAUUGGUUGCAGAAACUCAAGGAUGUUGCAUAUGAUGCCGAGGACAUUAUUGACAAGUAUCAAGCUAAAAUCAACCAAAACAAGCAGGUAUGCAGCCCCUUUGUUAAUUACUUCCCAUCUUCAUGUGAUAAUCACAUACGUCUCCGCUAUAAACUUGGGAAAGACAUUAAAGCCAUCAAUGAGACACUUGCUCAAAUUUCCAAAGAGAAAGACCGAUACCACAAUAUUCUUCAUGAAUUUGCUACAAGAUCUCUACAAAUAACUAAUGAUCGAGCAACCAGCUGUUUCAUAGAUAAAAAAGACAUCAUUGGCAGAGAAAAUGAUCAAACAACUCUCAUCCAGAAGCUGGUUGGUGAGGAUACAACAACCUGUGGAGGGGGAUGUAAUGUUUCAAUCAUCUCCAUCGUUGGUAUUGGUGGUGUUGGCAAAACAACUCUUGCCCAAAUGAUUUUCGAUAAUGAUCAAGUAAAGAAACAUUUUGGAGAAUCUAUGUGGUGGGUUUCCAUUUUGCAACGGCCAAAUGCUAUAGAUGUCACUAAAAGGAUAGUUGAACAAAUUAAGAAGGACGAGGUCAAUGUCUCUGAGUUGAACACGUUGAUUCAAUUGGUCCAUUCAACAACUUCAAAGAACAAAUUUCUGCUGGUCUUAGAUGAUGUGUGGGACCUAGAUUGGUGGGAGCGGUUGGAGCAUGUCCUAGUUAAGAAGGGUGCACCUGGAAGCAGGAUUAUAAUGACAAGUAGGAAGGAACAUAUUUCGAAGGGGAUUGGAGCAGCAUACAUGCUUGAAUUGGAAAGCUUUACGCAUGAGAAAAGCUGGGAAUUGUUCUUGCGUGAAGCAUUGAUCACAGAGGAUGAGUUGAAGAGGCUAAAUUUAGAAGAAAUUGGAAGAAACAUAGUGAGUAAAUGUGGAGGUCUCCCACUUGUGAUUCAAACUGUUGGGAAGGUAAUGCAGUCAAAGGAAAGGAGAAGAGAAGAUUGGGAAUUCAUCGCUAACAGCAAGAUUUGGGAUUUGAAGAUACCUUCAACAACUUCUGACUCUAGUUUGCUUCCGGGGCUCGUAUUAAGCUAUGAUGAUUUAUCUCCAAUUUUAAAACAUUAUUUCACGUACUUCAGUUUGUACCAAAAGGGUGUUCCCUUAUACAAGCUAGAUUUUAUAAUGAAUUUAAUGGCUCAUGGGCUUGUUGAGAAUGCUAAUGAAAGAAAUAUGGAAGUUGCUGCAAACCAUCAUAUAGAUGAUAUGGUUGGUCGUCGUUUAUUUCAGCUAACAAAUCCAGAUGGCUUAUCUCUUCAAAUGCAUGACACUGUUCAUGAUUUAGCCACACACGUUGCUGGAAAAGAAUAUGCACACAAUUAUGUCAACGAGAAUACACGCCAUCUAGCAAUAAGGAAGCAUCUUAGUUCUCUUGAUGAAAUUGGAUUGCAAAGGAAUCAUGUACUACGGACCUUUCUUUGUCUCAAACCAUUGUCUGAGAAUCCACUUGACAAGUACAUAAAUAAUCUUAAAAUGUUGAGGGUACUGGACUUGACUGGAGGAAGUUUCACUAAAAUACCUGACUCUAUAGGUGAUCUUCUUCUUUUGAAACAUCUCGACCUAAGGGACACAACAAUAAAGCAGUUGCCUGCUUCAAUUGGCAAACUCCAGAAUUUGCUAUCAUUGCUUUUAGAUGGCAGUGAGAUACAAGAGCUGCCCAAGGAGAUAGGUCAGUUGUGCAACUUGAGACACCUGGGAUUGGAAAAUACGCAUCAGCUUGAGUUUGUAGCUGAAGGUUUGGGUAAAGUUACUUGUUUACGUACCCUGAGCAGAUUUAUUAUAUGUCAUGCAAAUAAAGCUACUGUUGGCUGCAACGUAAAAGAGUUGAAGAAUUUGAUCAAUUUGAAGGGCGAGUUAACUAUUGAAAACUUGGAGAGGGUAACACUAAUCAAUGAUGCAAGUGAAGCUCUGCUGCAAGAAAAGAAAGACAUUGAAAGUUUAAAUCUUUCAUUUGGAAAGAUUAUUAUCGGUGAAGAAACAUCAGAGGAAGAAAAAAAGAAAAUUGCAGAAGACCAAGAGCAACUACUUCAAGAACUACAGCUGCCACCUAAUCUAAAGUCUCUAUCCUUGACAAGGUACUGUGGAAAGAAGCUUCCUAUCGAUUGGCUUGAUGGCUGUGUACACCUAGAAACAAUUAAAUUUCAGUCUUGCUCAUGGAUUGAAAAAUUGCCUAGUUUUACUAUGUUCAAGUGCUUGCAUCUUCAUGAUUGUCACCAUCUAAAAACGUUGGCUGCAAGCCCAUGCUUGGAGGAAUUUGUAAUAGAUGGAUGUGCAAGCUUCACGCAGCUACCAUUUUGCCCCAAACUAGAGAGUGUUGAAAUGAGCAAUUUAGAUAAUUGGGAAGGAUUUGAAAAAGGAGCUGAGAAAUAUUGCAUAAAAACAUUAAAAAUAAGCAACUGUUUAAAGGUGAAGAGCAUGCCUCACCUUCCCAGUCUGCAAAGGCUGGAGAUCAAUUUCUGUGAUGAAUUGAGUGCUCUCCUAGAAAAAGAAGAAGCAGAGUUUGAACUGAACAUGCCUGCACUGACAGAGCUGGAAAUUCGUGGGUGUCCUGCACUGGUGGAAUUGCCUGACAUGCCUAUCUUGACGUCGCUGACAAUGGUGGAAUGUCAUAGACUGAAACAACUAACUUUCAUGGGCAAAUUGGAGAAAUUAAAAGUUCGUGGUUGUGAAAAUUGGGAAGGAUGGUCACUCGAAAGAAAGGAAAAUGCAACGUUGCCAUUUAUGCAUGAACUAGAUAUAUAUUUGUGUCCGAAACUGAGGGCAUUGCCUUCUUUUCCUGCUUUAACGGACAUGAAAAUUCAUAGUUGUGAGGAGUUGCGUGCUCUCUGGAGGGAAGAUGAUCAACCCAUUGGGCUUGAAGUUAUUUCCAUGCAUCGUUGUCCAAAUGUGAGUUUUCAAGUUGACUGGUUGCUCCCACUUACCAAGAUUCGAGAUCUGAUGAUGGAUGGGCCCUUAUGUUGUUUACAUGUUACAACUUCUCAUAUUGAAGCUCUUCAACGUCUUAGAGCACUAGGAUUCAUCUGUUUGCCCAGUCAAACUCUGUUGCCUGAAUGGUUGUGGCGUCUCUCGAGCCUUGAAAUAUUGAUAUUAGGUUUUUCUGGGGCAACAAGCAGCUUGCAAGGACCAUGGGAGAAACUGAAGCAACUCGAGUUUCUUACUAUAUGCAACCUUGAGGUCAUUACACUAGAUGGACUCUUCAAGCAUUCACCACAUUCAAGAGAUCAGCCAACUGAGGAACAAUGUUCUCCUUCCGAGCGGACACACCUCUCUGUUCCUCCGAAACUGGAAUGGUUGUCAUUUAUAGGCUGUUCCAACCUAAAAUUGCUGCCAGACGGGCUCCAACACCUUAUCCACCUGAAAGUCCUUGCACUAAAUGAUUUGCCAGAGUUGGCUUCAUUGCCACAAUGCCUGACUCGCCUCCCCAAGCUGGAAGGGUUGGAAAUUAGAAAUUGCCCAACACUGCCAGACGGGCUCCAACACCUUGUCCACCUGAAAGCCCUUAGACUAAUUGCUUUGCCAGAGUUGGCUUCAUUGCCACAAUGCCUGACUACCCUCCCCAAGCUUGAGGAGUUGCUAAUUGUAGAUUGCCCCAAACUGGCAUUCCUACCAGCAGGAUUGGAAGUCCGCUUGGGAAAUGGGUUAGAGGUUUCGGGUAAUUGUCCACUACUAUUAGGAGGAGCCACAUGAGGAAGCAGGAGCAAAAAUAUUCAUCAAGGGCCUACAUAUGGGAGGUACGUCUCAUCACCACCCUUUUCUCUUUUUUAUAAGUUCAAUGGUACACAGGAGCCGUCGUGAGGAUGGGAAUAGCUAAACUGCUUAAAUGUGGACAAGCUUUCAACAUUCUUGGUAAAAGAAAAAAAAGAUGGUUGCUGUAUGAGAUUUAAUUGAACAUCUGUUGUUUAAGUGAAACGCAACUUCCUGUAUGUUUCCCCAAAAAAAAAAAAGCCUCCAAAUAUUUCAUUAAUUCUUAAAGGAGGACCCCAUGAAGGUUGCCGUGUCUAUGCUUCCAGUUGUUGAAAAUAUUUGAACACACUUGAGCAAUUGAAGAUUAAAAGUAUCUAAAAACUUAAUUUGCGUAUAGUUAAAAAGUAGAAAUAGACUUAUUAAUUUUUAAAUAUAAUUAGAUGUGCAAGAUCGUGAAGAGGUGCAUAAAAAGUAAUAAAAAUGAGGAGCAACAUUUUUCUACCUACUCAUUUUAACUUUUCAACUCAGUUAUAGUUGACAGACCAAAAAGUUUUUUUUUUUUUGUCGUUAUAAUGUGUCACCCAAACGCCCACUAUGGUUGUGACUCGUUAAGCUGUCAGUUAGUUGUUUAGCUUUCAAUAGGGUAUAAAUUCAACACCGAUGUUUUAGCAUAUAUAUAUAUAUAUAUAUAUAUGUAUAUAUAUAUAUAUAUAUUAAAAAAAGUUUUAAUUGUGGUGACACUUUUUCCUUUGUUUGAGCAAAAAUUACACCUAAAUGGUAAACGUGUUUUGCGUAUUCUGGCUAGCAAUUAAUUAUCUGACAUUUUUUUUUCAACUAUUCCGUGUACAUGUUCAUGCUUUUAUCCCUAGAAUGAAGUCUUGUUGAUUUUACUAGAUGCCAAGUGUUUCCAACCUGCCUUGAAAACCAUGUGUUGCAUUUACUGUUUGUUUCCAUUAAAUAUGGACAAGCUCCGUGUGAUUUACUUGAAAAAAUGUCUAAAGGUACUGCUCCGUGUAUGUGUGCCCGAAAAAAUAAAUCCAAAUAUUUAGUUAAUUCUGAACGUGGACCCUGGACUAAUAUUGCAGAAUUUGCCAUGUAUCUUCAGCUUACUCAAUAUUAAGUUGGUCAUGGAGAACAAGUAUGAGGGAAAAAGGAAGUACUUCUAUGGGUUAUUCUUGGCAUCUCUUUCUUCUUCUUCUUCUUCUUCUUUGACUGUACUCCUUUUUUGGGAUAAUAUCUAUGUAACUGUUCUUGCUGUCCUUAUGAAUAAAAAUGUCUUCUUUAAUUUGUUUUACAGGUUUUCUGCUCGUCAUCUUAGCAUCACCUCUUCUCAAAUCUGCUGCACAUGAUCAUGUGCUUGUACACUUCCAUGUUUAGUUGUGUGUUUUUUUAUCCUUGUUAAUUUGUUCGUAGUAAACCGCCAUUAUAGCUUAUAUGGGAGAUUACUUUGAUUAAUAAGUUUAUGAAGGUUUGUCGCUGGAGGGUUGGAAUAACAAUAUCUGCAACUGCCCUUGGGUACAUGGUUUUCACUAAAAAAGGUGUAAGAGCAAAGAGUUUGAUUAAUGAGAGCUGUCAUCUACCUAAUUCUCAAAUGAUUGGAUGACACCAUGACUUAAAUCCAACCUUUGUAGCCAAUUGCCGAUAGCUCAAAUUGGGCCUUUCAAAGGUGAUAUUCAACAAUUUUAUCACCGACCUUCUCAUUGUUGGCUAUGUAGACAGGUAUAUUAUGUGUGGUAAUGAUUUGAUAAAAUAAACAUUUUUUUAUUUCAUUUAGCUAUGCUGGGAUGCUAAUCAUCUAAUAGGAUGGCUUUGUAUUGUCAAUGAACUUAUGUUCAAAAGUUGUAUGUCCUUAUUAAUGAUGUUGAUAUACUUAA